GGUGGAAUCGAACGUCCCCGAGCGCACACGGCGUAAAGGAGAGUCUGUGGAAGGGACAUAACGGUUUUCUUUUCGGCCCCCCUCUCCACUCAGACAACAAGAACCAACAAAAACCUGAAUUUUAGAGGGGCUUACACAACCUUCUUCUGCUCUAAAGGAGGAGGGAAGCGAGGGAUUGAAGCAGCAAGUUCUUUUUUUUCUUUUUCAUUUUUUUUUCUCUUUUUCUUAAAAGAGGAUUUUGUGUUUUCACGGUGGUUCGCUCUUCGCUCUCGCCGCAAAGAUGAUGGUCGGAGAGGUCGAAGUGAAGGAGCGACCGAGGCCGAGUCCGGACUAUUUGAUGCAAUUAUUAAACGAAAAGAAGCUUAUGACCAGUUUGCCAAAUCUCUGCGGGAUCUUCACGCACCUGGAGCGGCUUCUGGAUGAAGAGAUCAACAGAGUGCGUAAAGAUAUGUACAGUGACACAGUGAACGGCCUUGUGGACAGACACCCGCUGGAGCUGCCCGAACCCAUCGGACCCAUCGUUCACCUGCAGGAAAAACUGUUUGUGCCUGUCAAAGAGUACCCAGAUUAUAACUUUGUGGGAAGAAUCCUCGGUCCCCGGGGACUCACUGCCAAACAGUUGGAAGCAGAGACGGGAUGCAAAAUCAUGGUGCGAGGAAAGAGCUCCAUGAGAGACAAGAAGAAGGAGGAGCAGAACAGAGGGAAGCCAAACUGGGAACACCUAAAUGAAGACCUUCACGUCCUAAUCACAGUUGAAGACACACAAAACAGAGCAGAGAUCAAGAUGAGGAGAGCGGUAGAGGAAGUCAAGAAGCUCCUCGUACCUGCUGCUGAGGGUGAAGACAAUUUGAAGAAGAUGCAGCUGAUGGAGCUGGCUAUUCUCAACGGGACAUACAGAGACAACAAUGUCAAAACACCCCCCCUUGCGUUCUCUCUUGCAGCAGCGGCGGCGGCCGCUCAGGGCCCCCGCCUCAUAGCGGCCCCCGCGGGUCAGGUGUUGCCUCCGCCGGCACUCCGGCCCCCAACGCCGGCCGGGGCCCCCAUCAUGAACCUCAUCCGGCCCACUCAGAUGGCCGCUAUGCUGCCCAACGGCACCCCCACCUUGGUGCCUCCCACACCAGACGGCGGACUAAUCUACACCACCCCUUAUGAGUACCCCUACGCCUUGGCACCCACCUCGUUGCUGGAGUACCCCAUCGAGCACAGUGGGGUUCUAGGUAAGAGAGCCUGGGGGAGCUUGGGUACAGCGGCCAACUUUAGCCAGCCUGGACAGGAGGGCAGCUUGUUUUUCCCCGGAAUCGGGGUGCUGGACGCAGCUACCAUGAGCCACAGUCAGGACUUGUUGAAAGGUGCAAUGGCUACUAAAGUGAGACGGCAUGACACGCGGGUCCAUCCUUACCAAAGGAUUGUGACCGCUGACAGAGCCGCCACCGGCAACUAACACAUGACCUUCUGACCUCUGAACUCUUCACCCAAUGACGAGCCGCCCCAAGCCUGCCUGCUGAUCAGUUAACUGGUAAUUGCCUUUUGCUAGCCUCUCGGACGCAAGUGGCAGAGAGAGAGGCGCCUGCCCAUACAGUUACCCUAACACGUUCUGACAAAAAGAUAGAAACCAACGCAGACUCUUCACUGAAACGCAACAAAAAAAAAAAAAAACACACAGCUGUGGAUUAUUCAUUUUAUUUUUUUUUCCUCUGUUCAUUAGUUCAGUUCCCAUUCUUUCUCUUUCUUUUUCCUCAUGAAUCACGCACCGGGCGGAUCUGCUUGUGGUAUUACUCAUGAAUCUGCACUGAAUUAUAAAGCAAUAAAGAACCCCGAACCCACCCGCCUUUAAUUACUCUGAUUAGGUGACCUCACUCGCUCUCCAUCUCCAGUCUGAGAAGCAGACCGUUUUGGUUUCGGAGGGGUCCCCCACAAAUUGCCCCAGAACCUUCCUUUAGCAACACCCUACCUGCCCCGCCCGCCCCUCAGACCCCCGUCUGCCACAGCGGAGAAAGAAACAGAAGGAACGGGAACGUUCACUUGCAUUAACGUGUUUAAUUUCUGUCAUUUUUUUUUUUUUACCGACCCCCCCCAAACAUGUAUUUCAGUUGUUGAGCUUGUAAUUAUGAGCUGACACAUUCUGGGUGUGCCCCUCUAAAUGGCUUUCUGUCUGUUUUUUUUUUAAAGCAUGGCUAAAAUGAUUGCAAAAAGAGCUUUUUUUAUGAUUUAUGUUUUUUUUUUUCUGUCUUGAUUUAAUGCUUUUUUUUUCUUUUUUUUCACUUUUAUUGUUUUAAAUUUUUCAGUUCAGAUUGAACUAAUUAGCUUCAGUCUCUGAAACAAAGCAGGUGGUUAUCUCUGGAAGUCAGAACAGAGUUUUAGCGUUUGAGGCAGGAAAACAAAAGGCGUGAUGGGAGGGGUUAGUUUGGGUUGAUGGGUCUGUGUGCGUGUGUGUGAGUGUGUGUUUUUGAUUAAUACUACAACGAAAGUGGGGUGAGGCUUCGGGGACGUGGGCCCCAUCCACACUACGUCCACUAUCCAGUGCCUGAUGUAUUUAGAAGAAUAUCUCGAUGAGUUAGCUGAGCUGUGAUCACAAAGAUUAAGACAAAAAAAAAAAAAAGUAUUGUGUGCAUAUUUAGCCAAAGGGUUUUCAGUGACUAAUAUAUCUGCAGUUAUGCAGCUGUUUGGCAGAGGGCUCUCUUUGUGAUUUUUAGUUUGGGUGUCUGCCUUCAGCUGGAACAGGAGUUUUACCCCUUCCUGCUCAGUUUUAUUUUCCUGAGGUCAAAACAGGCAAUUAACACUAAAAUUACAUGCUACUCGAUUAUAGUGAAGUGCCAAGGGAAAAGACACUCAUGACAAGCAAGAGGUUUAUUGUUUCUGUUUGUUGUUUUUUUUGGCCAAUUUUUGCAGAUUUAUUCCUACUACAGUGGAUUUUUUUUCUCCUUUUGUUCCGUUUAGUUUUAAUUUUUGUCCUCUGUGUUUUGUGUGUGUAAGUUGGGGCAUGAGGUCGACGUAAUCCUGACCUUUCUGCAUAUUAUUCUUUUAAUUAUUUUACUAAUGAAACCUAACAUAUGCCAAACCAUCCAUAAGUGCAUCCACAAUGUGUCACACCUCCCUCUGAUGGUAGUCCAGCUUCUGAGCCCACGAUCCUUCGUUUAAAUCUCAAGAAAAAAUAGGAUGUGAAAGCCAUGCCUGCCUGUUCAAAUUGCUUUAUACAUACGUCUUAUAUAUAUAUAUCUAUAAAUAUAUAUAAAUAUAUAAAAAUGUAGAUAUCUGUCAAUGCAUAUAAAAAUACAGAUGAGAACAAAAAAUAGAUAAUUUUACAGGGUGCUGGAGAUGAGAAAAAAUCUAUCUAUUUUUGGCAAUUUUAGCUUUUGAUACUUUACUUGCAGUUAUAAAAUAAUGAUAAAAAAUUAACAAAAACUUUUUCCGACAGAGGAAAACUGAACGCGAGUGGGUGAGGAGCCUGGAAUCUAAUUGGGAAAAGGAAAGACUAAAGCAGUCAGAACCAUGGGAGAUCAGAGCGAGACAGGAUCAAAUCAAAGUGCCUUAUCAACAGUGGUUUCUGUUUUUUAGUAUUCCAGUUGUGUUUUAAAAUAAAACCAAUUUAAAAAAAAAACAAAAAAAGGAUAUCCAGCACCCACCAAGAUGGCGCAGAGAGGAACGGCAAGUGUUACACACUCGGAAAAAGUCGAGCUGGGCCUCCGUCGCUACGCCGUGGCGCCGCCCAAGUUACUCUAUGCAAAAAGAAUAGCAGUCGUUCUGACCAGCUAAAAUAUGUGCCAUGGUUUUUGUCUUCCUGAAAAUGAUUUUAAGUUUUUCUUUUCCUUCACUUGAUGGCCCUUUACUCUGCUGUACGAGCAGAUCUUUUCUUCUAAUUUAGAUUUUAUUGAUGAUAUGACUUAUUGUGUUUUUAAAGUUUUUUAUUUUACUUUGUAUGUUGAACAAAUUGAACUGCCAUUAGCAACCAAGUAGUCUGCCAUGAGACGCUCGGAUGAUGAGCUGAGAAAAAUACGCAGCGUUCAGGGAAACGAACGGGAAAGUGUUUGUUUUAACAGCGUCAUCCGGUCCACAUAUCUCCGUGUCAAUUUGACAACAAACUAUCAGUACAGUAAUGAGAUUUCUAAUGGACAAAGGAAGCGCUGGGUAAUGAAACAAGCACCUGCUUCACAGUCAGACAGUUUCCAGUUAUUGAAACGACUGACAGCUUAUUGCUGAAAGGUGAAAAAAAAAAAAAAAUGAAAUUGAGAAAUUCUUGGAUCCAACAGAGCCGUCGGCAGUCUGUUUUCUCUCUCGCUGUUACACCAAAAGGUCAAUGAAUUAUUAUUACUUUCUUUUUUUUGUUUUCUACUUCAGUGUUAUUAUUUUAAAUUGAAAUGCAAUAUUAAAGUGGAGAAAGAGAUGGCAAAUCAGCAUCUGACAGUAUUAAGAAAAUCCCCUCUGCAAUGUUCCACCAUGCUGUGUCAUUGUGAAAGGCUGGAUAAGUCCAUCAGGUGAAAGGUUGACUCUAUACCUACCGUAUUCUCUCUGGCCUGCCUACUACAUGUAUGAUAAUGUAAUUAACAGCCAUUGUUACAGGUUUAUAAUGUAUUUUUCUAAUCUCAUUUUAUAUGUAUAUUAAUCAUGUUUCUGAGUGUUUUUUUUUCUUAAUUUUUAUGAAACCCACAGCUCCCCCUGCCCUCCCAUCACCUCUUCUCCAUCUCAAGCUGUCUCCUGUGGGGAGUUUUGCCUUCUUCUCUGUUAGAUUUUUGUUUUUUCUUGCCAACUCCCAGCUUGUUUAACUCAUUAGCGACUUUAUUAGUUUCCUUGUCAUAAGUAUUUUUACAUGCUUGCAUUUAGUUUUCAUGGUGUAUGCUGUUAUUUUUCUUAUUAACCUCUUGGCAUUUAUUUUAAUAAAACAUUCUUAGUAAGAAUUUUACUAACUUGCUGAUAUUUUGUCUUGUGUUUUUAACCUGUUUCAUGAAUGUUAUUACCCUGGUCUGGUUCACGGACUAACACGAUUAAAACCAGCGUAUGGCCACGACCUUUACUCACCAACACAUGGGGACACACACACGUAUAUGCACACACACACACAACCUAACUCAGGGGUGUCCAAAGUGCGGCUCCAGGGCCAUUUGUGGCUCUUAAUUGAUUUUGUUCAAGAAUAAUACAAAUUUGAUCUGUCGAUGCUGCAAAAAACAAAAUCAUACCAAGUAUAAUUUUCUCACGAUGCAGAAUGUUAAAUGUGGCACAAAACAUGAGUUUUUUCAAAACAAAGCUUUUUUAUAACUAAACAAAUUCGACUAUUACUGAAAGUGUUUGUUUUGACUUUACUGCCCAAAUCAGCUUUUAUUUUAUUUAUGAAAGUUGGCGAAAUCUAUCAACAAGUGUUCUUCAAGCUGGGAAUAAACUUGUUGAAGUGAAGCCAAAACAAGUUGAAAACUAGAUUCCUUUCCUUUAAUACAGCAAACAUGAAAAAUGUUCAGUUCUGAGCUUUUUACUUUUGACUCUGUGAUUUUGUGACAAAAAGUUUGGACACCCCUGACCUGAGAGGAGAGAGCACGGUUCGGGUGGGAUGGUGGUCACUGCUGCUGUCACGCUGCCUGCUCAGUUCCAGCACUGCUGCUGCGUCCGGCCGUCUCCUUUAUGGACAAAUCUUAGUCCUCCUGUCCCUCUGUGUCACUGAACCCUGCAGGAAAUGAAGGCGAGUGAAAGCGACAUGCUUGUGUCAGGGUUUGCAGUUUUGAGUCUUAAAAAGCUGCACAAUGUGGAUCUCAAAAGUGUCAAGUUGCUUGAUUUUUGUGACUUUUCUCAAUCAUUGCAGAGGGUAUUCUACUUCCACUGUGACCGAUAUCCUGUGCAGUUUAGCUGAAAAUAGGCUAAUCUGCCUCUGAGAAAGCCAACAGCAACACAGGAAGCUGCAGAACCACAACUGAUUGUUUCCUUCGUUAAAACUGCUUUUCCCCCCCGACAAAAACAUUGCAACAUGACUAAAAUUAAUAAUAAAAGCUGAUUUUAUGAUCUGAUUGAUCUAAAAUUAAAUCUGUGGGUCACAUUUCUAAUAUUUAAACAUCACAAAAUGAAUGUUAUUCACACAGUGAAGCAUGGUGGUGGUGGCAUCAGGAUCAGGGGUUCCUUUUUGUCUUAUUUUCUUCUGAUAGAGCUCCAAAUAAGUCAUUUUUGACCCAAAACCUUCAGGUGUUUGCUACAAAGUUGAAGAUAAAGAAGAAAUUUAUAUUUCAGGUUGACAUUGACUCCAAACUAAAAACAUGUUUUUAGUUUAGUUUAAAAAUCGGAACUUUAAAAGCCAAAAUCCAGAAAUAAAUUUUGUGCCACCUACCAACGAGGACGGAAUGCGCCUUUUAAAUUGAAUAGUUUGUUUUCAGCUAAGUUGUUCAGGUUAUUUAUAUUAUUAAAUGCAGUAAAACUUUUCCUGGCUCUUGUUAUUUUCCGCCAUAAAAGCGGCCUCUUUCUAACUGGGACGUGUCCACUUUUAAGAGCCGCUCUAAUCCCCGAAGAUAAAGCUUUUCUCCUGCCAUUAGUUACUGCAGCACUCAUCACAAUCUGUUCAAAAAAAUACUUCACAUUAGUCAUCUCAGAGGGAUUAAAGUUACUGUGAACGUGUUGGGCAGAAAGCCACAUCAGCACACAUUUAUUAAAAAAAAAAAAAAAAAGUUAUUUACAGCUGACACUCUGAGCAGAUUUAUGGAAGACGGUCUAAAGCCGGCCAUUUUUGUUGUUCCCGUGGGAAGGGCGGCGUUACAGUUAUCUCCAGCUGUUGUCUGUUCGACGAGCACUUCUCCCCGUUCAGCUUAUUGACGGAACAACUACCGCUGGGCCAUUUGGGAGCAUCUAUGCUGCUUAGACACACACCAGUGCACCGUGCCAAUAUGAAGCACUCUGGGAUCAAAACAAGCUCAGUGUUGCAGACUUUCAGUGGAAAAUGUUUGGCUUUCAGCUGGCCGCCACUUAUUGUUUUUCUGGUAGUUUUAUUCUUCUUUUUUUUUUCUCCAUUUGAAGCGCCGCCAGUACUGCUUGUUCAUUUCUCCUCCCUGGGUUCACGCAGCUUUUUUCCUCUUUCCACUAAUUCGGGGUAUUGACACUGACUCAACCAAACGAUUAACGAUAUUAAUCCUGAUUCCUUAACACAACAAAUGGCACUUCCGGAGUUAUUUUGUUUUACACUCUUUUCUCCAUUUUUUUUUCUCCCCAUUUCACUGCAACAAUAACCUCGCCAUUAAACGCGGUGAUUCCUUUUAUGUCUCAGCAAGAACAAAACAAAAACAUCAGAGCUAACAUCUCUCCUCUCUGGAAUUAACAUUCAGAUUGUUGCUUUGAUCUGAAGACGGAUCAGCUGCUUUAAAACUUGUGAGCAGAGGCAGGGAUGUGAUUACAGGCAGCAAAAUUGUUUUUUUUAAAUAUUUUUUUUAUGGAUGUAGGGUUGUCAGACUUACUCGUCUCUGGUUGGUUCUUAGUGUUUUUCCUCUUCCGUACGACACCAAGCGACUUCAGCUCAAAUCCGUCCAUUUUGUUCAGAUCAGAGAGAAUUUCUGAUUUUUGUGAAGCACAUACAGAUGCAUCUCAGUAAAUUAGAAUAUUAUAGAAAAAAAUAUUAUUUCAGUAAUUAAAUUAAAGGGAAAUUCAUAUUUAUAUAGAUUAGACACAGAGGGAUACAUGUCAACCAGUUAAGUGUGUUGCUGUUGAUGAUUACAGCUGGAGAAAAGUGAACUCCUGUGUUGACUUGAUAAAACCCAGUGGACUCCAAUAUGACUGGAUUCCUCAUUCAGACGCUGAGACGUUACGUUUUCAAUUAAAACCAGAAUCUAAUUCAGCAAAAGUCCUUGUGAUUAUCCUCCAAACUCUUGAAUGGAAAUUUACCUGACUCUGUUCUUCCUUCCACUAAAUUUUCCAUUCAUAUACUUGGAUAGCACACUCUGUAUUCAGCCAUCAUCUUUGGAAGCUGCUUUUUUGUGGCUCAUUCUGCAGCUGCACUGCAAAUACACAAAAUUUUAUCAACUAUUUUGGUCUAGUUUUUAAAGCAAAUAUCUUAUCACGCUUGAAAUAAGACAAAACUAAACUUUUCAGCCAGAUGUAGGAGUGUGUUUUAAGUCAAUACUUUCUUAAUAUUUUUGAAAAAUUACUACUUCCUCUGGCAGAUUAUUUAACUUAUAAAAAUACUUUUUUUUUUGAGUGAAACAAUCUGCUUUUAUCCUUUAAGGAAUUAUCAACUUAAAACCUAUUUCUUGCUGAUGAGUUAAUUAUAAAUUAGGUUUAUCUUCUACUAAGACUUUUGCACUAGAAACUAAACCAAAAUACUUGGUAAGAUUUUAUAUUUUUGCAGCGUGCAGUUGCCUGUGAUCGAGUACAGGUUUUCCUUCCACUCAACCUUCCAAUAAGUCAUUCUCGUCAGCCAAUGCAUUUCUAAUUUUUAAUGUUAAUUCUUUCAUUGUGAAUUUGCUGUAAUCCAUAAUCAACAAAAUUAGAACGAAUAAAAGUUUGAAAUAAGUCGGUCUGUUUUUAAUCUAUAAAGUUUGUGAAUUUCCCCCUUUUCAAAUGAAUUGCUGAAAUAAAUAAUUCUUUCAAUCAUAUUUUAAUUGCGCUUUGAAUUAAAAACUGCCUAAGGUGUUUCAGUUAGAUUGUAGAAGUGCCUCUUUCUCUCAGAUUUGGAAAAUAUAUAUUUUUGUACUUUUUUAUUAUUAAUGAGCUAAUUUUGGUCUUUCCCUUUAUCUCACAAAAAUGUUUCAGGGUAAUGUGUAAAUAUAUUUUAAACUGGAAGGGAAUUCCACCAUUAAACGUUGAAUUUCUAGUUUCUGUUUGCACCGCUGAGAACCGGUUUCUUCUUCUUCUUGUCUGACUGGACCACAGUGUGCAGGAAACGGCGGUUUGCACACUGCUGCCGACUCUGGUGCAGAUCUCAGUUAUUUUCGGGGCAUUUAAAUGUGUUCACCUACCAACAAUCGUUGACCUUUUCUUCUGUUUAACAAACAUUCCUCUGUUCAGUCAGACUGCAGGCGAACCCUCCUGGGUGGUUAAACAGUGAAAGCUAACAAGAUUCAAAAUGGAAACAAGUUUAUCCCCACUGGAUUUUACUUUGUCUCGUUUUUAUAACUGUGAUGAAUAUGCAGUUAAAAGUAUUAAAAGCCUUUCAGAAACCUAUGCUAGCAUGACUGUAAACUGCUAGUUUCCUAUUCAUGUAGUGGUGCACUAAUACCUGGGAAUUAUGUUUGAGUUUGUAUGUGAAGUAGCCUUUAUUUGUGUGUGUUUUCUUUUGUUAUUGAAGGUAUUAAAUUCAGAGGUUGUUCAACAUGUAUUGCCACUUUUUGUUGCCCACUUUCCCUCCAAACAAACAAACAAAAAAAACCUGAAGUGUGCAAUAAAAAAAACAUAUUUUCAAGCUUCA
Molecule: messenger RNA, 9361 nt
Organism: Poeciliopsis prolifica (blackstripe livebearer)
Lineage: Eukaryota; Metazoa; Chordata; Actinopteri; Cyprinodontiformes; Poeciliidae
Gene: qkia
Product: QKI, KH domain containing, RNA binding a
Exons: 8
Coding region: 281-1441 (386 amino acids)
Biological process (GO): regulation of mRNA splicing, via spliceosome
Cellular component (GO): nucleus
Molecular function (GO): mRNA binding
Source: RefSeq, a predicted model, not a curated record